Molecule: messenger RNA, 1766 nt
Organism: Lemur catta (Ring-tailed lemur)
Lineage: Eukaryota; Metazoa; Chordata; Mammalia; Primates; Lemuridae
Gene: KRT35
Product: keratin 35
Exons: 7
Coding region: 57-1424 (455 amino acids)
Molecular function (GO): structural molecule activity
Source: RefSeq, a predicted model, not a curated record
CUUUCGGGGGUGUCUCGCCGUGGAGAUCCAUUCGUUGUGUCUGGGCUGCUGAGCUGAUGGCUUCCAAAUGCCUCAAGGCCGGCUUCUCUUCUGGGUCUCUCAAGAGCCCAGGCAGGGCCGGUGGGGCCUGCUCUCGCGUGCCCACGAUGUACUCCAGCAGCUCUUGCCAGCUCCCGAGUCUCUCCCGUGGGUCCCGAAGUUUCUCUGCGUGCUCGGCCGGGCUGGGCCGAAGCAGCUUCAGGGACGCCAGCUGCCUCCCUGCGCUCUGCCUCCCCGUCGGAGGCUUCGCCACCAGCUACAGCGUGGGUGGGGGCUGGUUUGGGGAGGGCCUCCUCACCGGCCACGAGAAGGAGACCAUGCAGUCCCUGAACGACCGCCUGGCCAGCUACCUGGAGAAGGUGCGCCAGCUGGAGCAGGAGAACGCCAGCCUGGAGAGCCGCAUCCGGGAGUGGUGUGACAAGCAUGUCCCCUACAUGUGCCCUGACUACCAGUCCUACUUCCGGACCAUCGAGGAGCUCCAGAAGAAGACCCUAUGCAGCAAGGCAGAGAAUGCCAGGCUGGUGGUGCAGAUUGACAAUGCCAAGCUGGCCGCAGAUGACUUCAGGACCAAGUAUGAGAUGGAGGUGUCCCUGCGGCAGCUGGUGGAGUCGGACAUCAAUGGCCUGCGCAGGAUCCUGGAUGACCUGACCCUGUGCAAGUCUGACCUGGAGGCCCAGGUGGAGUCCCUGAAGGAGGAGCUGCUCUGCCUCAAAAAGAACCACGAGGAGGAAGUGAACUCACUGCGCUGCCAGCUUGGUGACCGGCUCAACGUCGAGGUGGACGCUGCCCCCCCUGUUGACCUGAACCGAGUCCUGGAUGAGAUGAGGUGCCAGUACGAGACCCUGGUGGAGAAUAACCGCCGGGAUGCUGAAGACUGGUUUGACACCCAGACCGAGGAGCUGAGCAAGCAGGUGGUGUCGAGCUCGGAGCAGCUGCAGUCCUGCCAGGCGGAGAUCGUCGAGCUGAGACGCACGGUCAACGCCCUGGAGAUCGAGCUGCAGGCCCAGCACAGCAUGAGAGACGCUUUGGAAUCCACCCUGGCGGAGACCGAGGCCCGCUACGGUGCCCAGCUGUCCCAGGUGCAGGGCCUGAUCACCAGUGUGGAGCCCCAGCUGGCCGAGAUCCGGGCUGACCUGGAGCGGCAGAACCAGGAGUACCAGGUGCUGCUGGAUGUCCGGGCCCGGCUGGAGUGCGAGAUCAACACCUACCGGGGGCUGCUGGAGAGUGAGGACAGCAAGCUCCCCUGUAACCCGUGUGCCCCUGACAGCUCGCCCUCCAAGUCGUGCCUCCCCUGUCUUCCUGUGGCCUCCUGUGGUCCCAGCGCAGUCCGCACAACCUGCAGCCCCCGCCCUAUCUGUGUGCCCUGCCCUGGGGGCCGGUUCUGAGAAUGGCUGACCCAGAAGGCCAUGGCCAUCAUCUCCAGGAUGCGGACCUGGCCUCUACUCAACCCUAACCCUUACAGCCUAAUCCCCUCUCUUGGCACAGAGCCCAGGCCCGGAGUCUGGCCCUGGGAGAGCUCACUGCACACACACCUUACGUUUCCCAGAGCCCGUCACUAAGGCUGGCUGCCCCGAAGGCCUCCACUCCUCAUCAUUUCAAUGGGUGCCAGGGUCUCUGUGUUCAGGCUGCCUCCUGGGCCAGGUAUUCCUUCUGGGUGCUGUUCCAGUGGGUUCUGAAAUGCAAUAAAGGCUCCUGUUUGUGGAACAAUAAAACGCGUUUGCUCUGGC